GCCAGUCCGUGAAUUAGCAGAUCACGUCGCCGGUUGAGAAGAAGUCCAUCGGCAUCGAUGCUUCGUCCAGGCAGGAUGGAGGAGUUUGUCACGGAGGAAGAGGAGCCGUGGUACGACCAGCGGGACCUGGAGCAAGACCUGCACUUGGCUGCCGAGCUCGGCAAGACUCUCCUGGAACGCAACAAGGAGCUGGAGGACUCCCUGCAGCAGAUGUACAUCAACAAUGAGGACCAAGUGCAGGAGAUAGAGUACCUGUCCAAGCAGUCGGAGAUGCUGAGGGAGAUGAACGAGCAGCACGCCAAGGUGUACGAACAGCUGGACGUGACGGCCAGAGAGCUGGAGAUCACCAACGAGAAGCUGGUGCUGGAGAGCAAGGCCUCGCAGCAGAAAAUAGACAGACUGAUGGGCACCAUGGAGACCUUGCAGGGCCAGGUGGACAGUCUGACGUCUCGGGUGGAGGAGCUGAGAACUCUGGAGGAGCUGAGGGUCCGCAGAGAGAAGAAGGAACGGCGUAAGACCGUGCACUCCUUCCCCUGCCUCAAAGAGCUCUGCACUGCGCCAAGGUAUGAGGAUGGUUUCCUGCUGGCCAACCCGGGCAGUGUGGACCUCGCCGAGUCUCAGCCAGUGGACGAGGAGAAUGAGCGCCUGCGAGACAUCGUCUCCUCCCUGCGCGCAGCCAUGGCCACCGAGCGGUCCAAGCGGGAGAGCGCCGAGCGGGAGUGCGCCGCUGUGCUGCAGGAGUUUGAGCGUUUGGAACAGCGCCUUUUAGGAGCGGAGGGCUGCCAGCUGCGGGUUCAGGAGCUGGAGGCCGAGCUCCACGAGAUGCAGCAGCUGAGGGUGUCCAGGAUGUGUCUGAUUGGGGGCAUGGAAGACGGCCUGGAGACGCUGCUCAACAACGGCCCGGAGACAGACACCCCAGAGGAGGGCGCGGGGCUGGAGGAAGGAGGCGAGGGGGACGCGGGGGGCGCAGGGCAGCAGGGAGGCCCAGUGAGGAAAAGCUGCAGCGACACAGCUCUGAACGCCAUCUCGGCCCGCGACGCCUCAGGCAGGCGUCAGGGCAGCUACGCCCUCCAUGCCAACGGCGUGCGCAAACGUGGCAUGUCCAUCCUGCGGGAGGUGGACGAGCAGUACCACGCCCUGCUGGAGAAGUACGAGGAGCUGCUGGGGAAGUGCCGGCGUCACGAGGAGAGCCUGUGCCACGCCGGGGUGCAGACCUCGCGGCCCGUCUCCAGAGACCCCUCCAUGAAGGAGUACAGCAUGGUCUCUGCAGUGCCCUCGACAUCGGAGGCCGUCGCCACCCCUCCCACGCCCCCCCAGACUCCCUCCACCCCGGAGGCCCUGGAGGGCAUCAGCAGGCAGGUGGAGCAGGUGGACAAACGGCUCAGCCAGAACACGCCGGAGUACAAGGCCCUGUUCAAAGAGAUCUUCUCCCGCUUGCAGAAGACCAAGAGCGACAUGAACUCCACCAAGAGCAGGAAGAGCCACAAAUGAGCCGGAGCCCAGUGUUACAGCUACUGACGCCACAGGCAGCGACUCAGCAAGCUCUCUCUUCAUUUACCUCGCUGUUUUCAAGGCGUCUCGUCCGACAUUUGACCACGUGUGGUCAUGGCGUUGGGUGAUUAAUCAUGCGUAUUGUUAGCAGUGGACGCCUCUGUUCGCUCUCUAGCACCGAAGCUCGGCUGAUUAAUUUAAAACUGCCAAAUGUUCUAUUUCUCUACGCGGAUGGAAGAUGGUUGAAAUGCCUUUUUCUGAACGACCCUAACUCACAAAUAAUCCGAAUGGAAGGUUGUGCUACUGUCUGAGGAGUCUGUGUGCUCCAGUGUUUGUAAUUGAGAUGUACUGAUACAGAAACCAUCUAACUAUUAGCAUUUAUUUUUUAUUUAUUGAAUAAUUAAGCCAAAUAAUGAAUAUAAAAGAGAAAACUGGCUUCGAAACUUCUUGCAGCAUUUGAAGCAUGCAUCUGCCUAAUAAACACUAAGUUCUAAAUGAGUCUUUAAAAGCAGGUAUGAAGUGAAUCACACAAGCUUUUGACCAGCUCGAGUGAUUUUUGACUGUUUGUCUGCAUUUUGAAUUUGUUGGAUGGUCCGAAUCCUUCACGACCGCUGCCAAAGUGUUCUGUGCAUAAGUGUCUGAUGGAGAUUUGUUUGCCUACGUGGUUUAUUAGAAGUCGAGGUGAAGGAGAGGACACGUGGAGAGGUGUGGAUGUCUCUGGUGUUUUUACAGCAUGCAGGGGAGUGAUCUGUUUCAGGGAUUUGUCUGAUCAUUUCGUGCAUAAUCAGUUCAGCACUGUGUUAUCAUGUUGUCC
Messenger RNA from Chelmon rostratus (copperband butterflyfish), 2305 nucleotides. It is a transcript of the gene cdr2l, whose product is annotated as cerebellar degeneration-related protein 2-like. NCBI's taxonomy places the organism in Eukaryota, Metazoa, Chordata, Actinopteri, Chaetodontiformes, Chaetodontidae. The record is from RefSeq and is a predicted model, not a curated record. The transcript has 5 exons. Bases 58 to 1491 code for a protein of 477 amino acids.